Messenger RNA from Cuscuta epithymum, 1498 nucleotides. The record is from the annotation of a GenBank genome assembly. Lineage: Eukaryota; Viridiplantae; Streptophyta; Magnoliopsida; Solanales; Convolvulaceae.
UUACACUGCAAUAGUUUUGCUAAAUGCCAUACCUGAUUCCUAUAAUGAUGUUAAGUCAGCCAUUAAGUAUGGGAGGGAUGAUAUUACCCUAGAUAUUGUUAUUAAUGGUCUGAGAAGUAAAGAAUUGGACUUAAAACAUUCUAGAAGUCAUCAUAGGGAAUCUGGGGAAGCUCUGCUUGUUAGAGGAAGGUCUAAAAGCAGGUCUAGGCAUCCUAAGAAGGAUAAUCAUGACAAAGGAAAUAAGCAAACUGGAAAGAAGAGGUUUAAGUCUAGAAAAAGGGUUUGUUACAACUGUGGUAACCCAGGACAUUACAUAAAAGACUGUACCCAACCUAAAAAGAAUGACCAGGCUAAUGUUGUGACCAAUAAGGAUGUAGAAGAUGAUGUCUUUAUGGUCUGUGAUGAAGCCAAUUCUGUGCUUAGUAGUUUGACUGAAACUGAAUGGUUAAUAGACUCAGGUUGUACCUACCAUAUGACUCCUUUUAGAAAUCUGUUUUCAUCCUAUAGCUUAUGUGACACUGGUUUUGUUUCCUUAGCUGAUAGUAAAAGGUGUAAGGUCCUUGGUAUUGGUAACAUCUGUCUAAAAUUUGAAAAUGGAACUGUCUUUCAAAUAAAAAAUGUUAGACAUGUACCUGAUUUAAGACACAACCUGUUUUCAGUAUCUGCUUUUGAAGAAGGUGGUCUUGAGGGUAAAUGGGGAAAUGGGUGUAUGAAAAUCUUAAAAAACUCCCUUGUUUUGUUCAAAGCUUUGAAACAGAACAAUCUGUAUGUUGUCCAUGCUAAACCUUUUUCUGAAAAUGCUAAUGCUGUACUUAAUGACAAGUCUGUGCUUUGGCACCAACGACUUGGUCAUAUGAGUAAUAAAGGAUUAAACAUUUUGCAUAAAAAUGGGUGUUUUGGAACUGACUUGGUGUCACCUAUACCAUUCUGUGAAGGUUGUGUUCUAGGUAAACAACAUAGGGUUCAAUUUCCUGUCUCUAGCUAUCCUAGUGAACCUAAGUCCAAAACUGUCCUUGACUACAUACAUGCUGAUGUGUGGGGUCCUUCCAGUGUCCCUACCCAUGGGGGUAGGAGGUAUUUCUUGUCUAUAAUUGAUGACUUUUCUAGAAAAGUCUGGGUUUGUUUGUUAGAACAUAAAUCUGAUGUGUACAUUAAGUUUAAAGAAUGGAAAAUUAUGAUAGAAAACCAAACUGGAUGUAAGGUUAAAACCCUUAGAACUGACAAUGGCUUAGAAUUUUGCAAUAAUGACAUGGAUAAGUUGUGUAUUGAAAAUGGGAUUAGGAGACACAAAACUGUGCCCUAUACUCCCCAGCAAAAUGGUUUGGCUGAGAGAAUGAAUAGGACCCUCCUUGAUAAGGUUAGAAGUAUGCUUGCUACUUCUGGUCUCCCCAAGAAGUUUUGGGGAGAAGCUGUGAACACUGCUGUCUAUUUAAUCAAUAGAUCCCCUUCUGUGCCUUUAGGGGGUAAAACCCCUGAAUCUGUUUUCUCUAGAAAGCCC